AGGGAUGAUAUCAAUAUCAAAGUCAUCAUUUGGUUAUUAGUUGCAUCACCUGAGAGAAAAAGAGACUUUGAAAGAAAGUAAACACCGGAAAAUUGUAAGCAGUUGAUUGACAGAGAGAGAGAGAGCGACAACGACAGGCGACUGUGUACUGCACUGAAGACAGAGGAGAGGACUCUGCUUGAUGAAUUGAGUAGAAAAAAAAGUUAAUAUUGUGAGAUCAAAUGAGAUCAGUCCUUCACUGACGGCUGUAAACAUUUUUACUGAGAGAGUUAGAGGAGACCACCGGCACCCAGGUAAUACCCAAAGCAGAGGAAGAAGACUUUUUGAGUCUACAUACACCAGGUGGACUUUUAACGGUGAAACCAUGUCUCGACACUCCGGGCAGCUCUUCCCCAUCUUCCUCCUUUGCUGUCUUCCCCUCGCAGUGAUGUCUCUGCGCUGUUACACCUGUAUCUUCCCCUCCAUCUCCCCCAUGGACUGCCUGAAGUAUCCUCAGGAGUGUCCGGCCGGCCAGCGCUGUCUGGCCAGCACUGCGGUGGCGUCCCAAGGUAGCCUGCGCCUGGUCCUGUACGAGAGGAGCUGCGCCAUGCCUGGCCAGUGUGGCCUGAGUGGGGAGAAACACGCCGCAGGUCUCAACUUCUCCUACAGCAACGAGUGCUGCGACACUGACCUGUGCAACGCAGCCACAGGCACUGCUGCCUCCUCCUGGACAGGCCUGGUACUGUGCCUCAUUGCACUACCCCUGGUGCACAUAUUUGGCUGAGUGGAAAUAAAGCAAUUCCACACACCUAGUGCUACAGUAGACGAGACACAGGUCUGCACAUAAACAACCAAAAUGGCAUACAUAUUUUCAUAGUUUAAAUAUAACGGGUGUGUUUUAGGCUGAUGCAAACUAACUUUCCCAUUAUAUAAGGUAGGCUACACAUCAUAGUUUUACAAUGAAUUUUAAAUUGACCAAAAACAGUAUAUGUAGCCUAUGAGAAAAAGAGGGGGUUGGAAAUACACUGAGGAACAGAAUAACCAUACUGGCGUUAUCGCUGCUUGGUGUGAAAUACCUAAUGUGAUUGUGGUUGCAAUCUCUAGUUGCACUGUUAGCUUUUUUAAACUCGUUCUGCUUGUGACGGUAGCCUAUAGCCAAAUCGACUAAUUCACAUCAAUAACAACCACACUUGGUACUUGGACUUAUUAACUUAUUCAAUAGCAGUGUAUACAUAUUAAUUUAGUGUACAGUUUGAAAACACUACAUAGGCCUAUCAGAUAACAUCAUAUCAGGUCCAUCCUGUAAGUAGUGUGAACACACUGCUUACCUUUUAAAGGUGUUCUAAACGAUGUUAUGUGGUUUCUAAGCUAAAACAUUUGUCACAUACAGCAAAUAUCUCCUCACGCUAGCUGCAUGGCCCUGAAUGCACUGUAGACAGCCCAGGCUCCAAAAACAGCAACAACAGCCUGGUCCAGCCUGGACCAUGAAACAUAGCAAACAGUUCCAGCUAAUCACAGACACGAUGCACGUUCAUGUCAGUUUCAAUUGCACAGGAGGGAGGGAAGAGUUACACUUCUACAGAAGUGAGUGACGUUACCCAGAGAACCUUUAAUAAGUAACAAAUUAAGAAUUGGGUUUGUGUAACAAAGACAAUUUGGUGUUAAUGUACUAGAACAGAAGAAUAUGCCCAGAGAAGAAAUAACUUUUAUGACAUUGUUAUAAGAGAGAUUUAUGAAACCCUUUAUUAUAACUACAGUCGACUUUAUUUAGUCUUUAGACAUUGUUUCAGAGUUGGAAGGGGAAAAAACAGUGUGGAUCAAAGUCUUGUUUUCUGUCUGCAAACUCAAACUCAGCAGCUGACAAUGAUCUUGGAAAAAGUAUGUGUGAUGACACUGUUCUAUG
Molecule: messenger RNA, 1882 nt
Organism: Alosa alosa (allis shad)
Lineage: Eukaryota; Metazoa; Chordata; Actinopteri; Clupeiformes; Clupeidae
Product: protein Bouncer-like
Exons: 3
Coding region: 365-763 (132 amino acids)
Source: RefSeq, a predicted model, not a curated record